UAAAUUAGGAUUAUUACUUAUUCUAUACCGCUUUCAGAUAAGUAUCUAUAAGUAUAAUAUAUAACUUUGAUUUUUGUUUUUUUAGAUUUGGAUUCCGUAUGUGAAGAUUACGGAUUCGAGAAUAAUAUAUAAUAUUUUAUUUUUCCUACACCAUUAUGUUCCGGCUUUUCUCGGCGAUUCUUAUUUGUGGUGUUCGGGGAAAAAAACAAAGUACCUAAAUAUAUUUUUACUUAUUUAUAUUUAUCUUACUAAAUGUCAUAAUAUCGUGAUAGUUUAUACUUUUAGGAUAUCGAAGAUUCUUAUCAUAUAAAUAUUGUCGCUCCUUUUGAUUUUGCCAUGCAAUUGGACUUAAAGUCCGUAACUAAAAUAAAUGUUUUAACCAUAUGAUUUAAGCAAAAUGCACAUCUAAAAUAAUUCAAAUCUUUUAUAUAAGGCCUUUUUUCUUGAGAUUAAUUUUAAAAAUAUUGAAUCGUGUUAUGUUAUUUGUUCUUCCUUACUAGCGACUGCUACUUAUAGUUAUUACUAUAACUAUAAGUUGUAGAUUUAUUGAAAAUUCACAAUUCUUAUUAUAUUAGAAAUGGCGACUUUAUGAUAAGCAUCAGCUUUAUCUAUUUAGACAAUUUUAAAUGGUUAUUUUGUCAUGCUAUAUACUGUAGGUAUUUUAAAAUUCGUAUUGUUUUUUAAUUGAUAUGUAUUAGGUUAAAAAGUAUUUCAAUAUUACGAAUUAAGGUUAGGAAAAAUAUAAAUUAAUGACAAAACUCUAAAAAGUUACAAGGGACAUUAAAACUAUUUUUUUCGUUGGUCUUUUCGGUGCAGUGCAUUAUAUUUAUACAAAAAAUAACUUUAAAUUUAUUUUAACAGAACGGUAAGACUGUAUAGAACACUGAACACCAUGAUGAAAGACUUAGAAUUUUUCGUCUUCCGACAUUUUCAUUUCGAUGACACUCGUUUACAAGAGCUGAUUGCAUCGCAGAGCGAUAUGGACAAAAGUUUGUUCAACAUGGAAAUAUCCAAUAUUGUAUGGCAAGAUCAUUUUCUAAAAAGUAUUAAAGGAUUCAAACGUCAUAUUCUCAAAGAAAACGAAUAUAGCCCGGAAGCUAAACAGAGAUAUAACAAGUAAUUAUAUCUGUCUUCGUAGUUUAUAUUUCACGUAAAAAAGUAAAUUUAUUAAAACUAGGGUUUUAAAUUUUUUUUUUCAGAAUCUGGAAUGCUUAUUACACUUUAAAAACAUUUUAUUAUGGUUUUCUGAUAUAUUUGAUAAUUUUAAUAUUAAAAUAUAUUUUUUAUUGAUUUAAUUUUAUGUUUUAAAAAGAGUUAUUAAACAAUAAAGGUUUUUUUUUAUGAAAAUAAAAAUUGUUUUUACAAGAAGUUUCGAUUAGUUUUUAUUAUCGCAUAGGUGAAUGUAUUGUUAUUAUUAUUAUAUUAAAAAAAAAAAAAAUUAUUUUUCUUUUGUGUAUUAUAUGCUAUUAUAAAUGACAAUAUAUGACGAUAAUAAUUGAUAAUAAAUGGUAAAUAAUUAAAUGGGCAUAAUAUAUUUUCUUUGAUAAUAUUUUUUUAAUAUUGUACCGACUUUCUCGUUUUUCUUGCCUUAUUCCUGUCUUUUUUAUGGCUUUUCACAUUUUUUGGGAAAAAUCUUGGCAAAUCGAAAAGUGAUCUCGUUUAUGUACCUCUCUAGUAAGAUUUUCUUUCAGAAAUUGUACUAUCAUUGUAAAUUUGUGCAAUUGUUCCCAACCGCCGAUCGAGUUUUAAAUAGAUUAUGGAUGUUCGGGAACAUGGUAAUGAGGCCCCAAAGACUUCUAGACGUAUUCCCCAUAUAGUGACAUUAAAUAAUGUGUUUUUUUUUGUCAAAAUUGGAAUAAUUGGACCUUAUUUUUUAGAAAACGAAAUAGGCCAGAUAGUUACGAUGAAUUGUGAACGUUACGUUGCUAUGCUCUAAGAUUUUUCCCCCUACUUGGAGGAAAAUGAAAUAGACACUGAAAAUAUUUGGUUUCAACAGGACGGCGCCACUGCUUGUUUCAUUUUUAAAUUUUAAAAUCGAUCGGUGGUUGGGAACAAACGCGAAGAAAGUCCGGAUCGCGUACGGAUUACGCGUUGUGUAGCCACGGUUGGCCCAUUGUUUCGAAAAUAUGUCUCUACGGCGAACGAAAGAUGUUUGUUACGCCAUUGUGAUAUUUUGACUUAACUUUCUGUUACGUACUAUACAAUGCGAAGUUCGGCAAUAUUGUUCGAGUUCGAGUUAAGUGGACUACCCACAGUCGUCAAAUGAAGGUGUACGAUGUAGUCAUAGUGAAGGAAGAGUGCAUCCCACCGACUAGAUGGAAGCUUGGUAGAGUCAUUCAACUGCACNUUACGCGUUGUGUAGCCACGAUUGACUCAUUGUUUCGAAAAUAUGUCUCUACGGCGAACGAAAGAUGUUUGUUACGCCAUUGUGAUAUUUUGACUUAACUUUCUGUUACGUACUAUACAAUGCGAAGUUCGGAAAUAUUGUUUGACGCCCCUCUUCUAAAGCUUAUCUCAAAGGGGCUGUUUUUGCUCCGGCACUCUGUAUAACUAUUCAGCCACGACAAAUAUACAUUAUGUAAGACAAUAUUUAAUUAUACUAUUAUGACAUAUGUUUUUAUGCAGUUAAAGUUUUUGUUUUAAUGCAUGUAUUUUUUUUCAAAAAAAACUGAAAUUCCAUACAAAAAUGAUAGUGUACAAAAAUUAUUUUGUCACUCCCUAGCGUUAUGUAUCACUCGCUAUAAUAUUAAUUUUUUUAAAAAACCAAUAUAAUUCAAUAACUAAGACUAUAAGAGUGUGCCUGUUUCAAGAGAUUUUCAUUUUAGGGAUGUUAUAAUAGUUAAUAAAUUUAAGAAUUCGACUUCUAUUUCCGGUGACAUUCGAUGUCUAAAUGUCACGAAAUUCGCAGAAGUUCAUAUUUCGAGUCUCUAUGAAUUUUUUUAAUAUAAUAUUACAACAAAUAAAAAAAUUGAGAAAAAAAUAAUAGCAUUAUUUUCAUAAAUUUCCCAUUUUUUUGCGGUUUGUCCUCGUUUUUUCCAGAUAUUAUAAAAACCGCUUGGAUAUUAAAAAAUAACCUUCAAAAAGUACCAUCUGGACAAUAUUCCCCUUAAGAUAUGAUGGCGAGCAAAAAAUCAGAGCAAGAUUUCUGGUAGAAUUAUCGUACAAAUUAUAAAAAAAAAAAAAAUAAAUUAGAUAACACAUUAUUAAAAUCAAUAAAUUCAUCGCUACACUCAGAAUCUAAAUUAAGCUAAUAUUUUUAAUAAGAAUAUAAUUUGUAUUUUAUUUAUAUUUACAGGUCAAACUAAUUUAUCAGAUUAAUAAUGAUUUUUAUUACCCAUGGCCCACGAAUUAUAUUCAUAAUACCUACUUGUGUGCCACACAAUACACAUUUCCUAAAUUGUAAAAGAUAUUUUGAAUAAAAGUUUAUGACCGAUACGUAGCCUUUUAUAAUUCGUUGUUUAAGUUAUUUGUUAUGUAAAUUGAUGAAUGCCUAAUAUGUAUAAUACACUUAUCAUAAUACUCCAGGUGACGCAUUAAUUCAUUUAUUUAUUUUUAUUUUAUAUAAUAUCUAUUUACUAGUAUUAACAAGUUGAAUAAUUUUGUUUUUAAUUUAUUAUUUUAUUGUCAGACAGAAAAGUUCAAUUGACAGUAUUCGACAAUAAAAUUGCAUAUGAUCAAACUCUAACGACCGUUGGAAUCUUGAUUAUUGAUAAUAUUGAUAGCUAAUACUCGAUACAAAACUUGUAGUUUUUAAAGCUCGUGCAUUACGAUACUUUCAAGUUUGACACGUCAUUAAGUCAUAAUGAACAUAAAUCCGUAAAUAUUACUAUGAACACCUUAAAAAAAGUAAAUGGAAAUUCAGUCACUCUUGUGUAGUGAAAGAAACGCUCGCGUAAAUAUUAGUAACAAUAAUAAAUCCUAAAACUAAAUUGUCAUUCAUAUAAUCCAUGAAUGAACAAAAAAUAUAAAAGUAUAGGUCGUAAUGAAAAUACUUAAAAAUACAUAAUUUACCCCCAACGAGUUGAAUUUUCAAAAAUCAAAUCAGGUUUUUUUUACCAAUAUUUAAUCAAAAGCGUAGUUCAAUCGAUUUGAAAUUAAAAUCCAAUACAAUUUGUGGAGACAAUGA
Messenger RNA from Cinara cedri, 4126 nucleotides. NCBI's taxonomy places the organism in Eukaryota, Metazoa, Arthropoda, Insecta, Hemiptera, Aphididae. The record is from the annotation of a GenBank genome assembly.